Sitodiplosis mosellana (orange wheat blossom midge) is the source of this 5068-nucleotide messenger RNA. RefSeq lists its product as uncharacterized. The coding region runs from base 1508 to 4360 and encodes 950 amino acids. The transcript is spliced from 13 exons. The record is from RefSeq and is a predicted model, not a curated record. Gene Ontology annotation, cellular component: nucleus; cytoplasm. Gene Ontology annotation, molecular function: ATP binding; histone H3T3 kinase activity. Gene Ontology annotation, biological process: intracellular signal transduction; mitotic cell cycle; protein phosphorylation. Lineage: Eukaryota; Metazoa; Arthropoda; Insecta; Diptera; Cecidomyiidae.
CAGCGACACAAUUGAAACCUGUCAUUAUGUAUUAUUGCUGAACGUUACUGUAUCGUAUCGGAUCAAAUCUUAUUGUAUUUGUGCAUUCGUUAAGCAUCCCAUUCAGAGUUCAAUUGGUGGUUGAAGCACUUGUUUCGUACACAUCGCAAAGUAAAUUUUAAACGAAAUAGAGGUAAAAAAGAAGAGUUUUUUUUUCGUAUUUGAGUGUGUUAUUUCAGGGAGAAAUAUCUAUUGACACGUGCGCACGUUUAUCGUAUUUGUGAUGAUUUGCACAGUGAUGCUCAGUGCUAUUGUUGCUGCGAUAUUGAUCAAAUACCAACGCUGAUGUGCUUUACGAAACUUUUCCAAUCGAACGAAUAAUUGAGUUUUACAUUGGGACCUUAUUCCAAAUUAAAGCUAAAAACAAAUCGCAAGAAUGGCCGAAGAAGUGCCAGAGAGAAUCGAGCGCCAUAAUGAAGAAUUCAUGAAUUAUAUGGUGCAAGGAAUUAUGGGUGUUCUCGAUGAAAUAGCUAGAACGCAUCCCAAUGGUGAGGAUCACAUCAGAGACAAUGUUGAUGUUAUAAUUGAAAUAGUAAAUCGGGCGAUCCUUCGGCAUGUUCCAAUGGCAGAAGGUGCAUAGACAGUUUCAACAUAUCCCAUUCCACACCAAAAAACAACACAUUUCUUCUUAUAAAGUCCAAAAUUUUAAUCUAAAUUUCAUCGGAAUCAAAAGUAUUGAGGCCAGCAUUUUCGGCUUAUAUUAAGCAAUAGUGCACAUUGUAAUUUUGUGCAUUCCUCCCAUAUGAAAAUGGUCUUUUCAUGUCAUUGGUCAAUCAUUUGAUAAUAAGGGGUAACGUAAUAAGCUAUAAAUAAAUGUGAAAAAUCGUAGCGAAAAUCACAUGUGUUUUCAUUUGAGAGUUGUUCUUGUUUUAGUACAUUGAGUUUGAAUGAAGUAAGAAAAAAGUUUGGAUAUUCAGCCGAAACGUCAUAUUGAAUCCGACAAAAUUUGUCGGAGAGAUUUUGACAGGUCGCGAUUGCAACGCCACUCAACAACGAGCCGCCGUUCCAUUUGAAAUGAUGAUAAUACAGAAAAAAUUAUUCAAAGUUGAUUUUAUUUCUUUCAAAAUUGAGAGAAUUAGUCGAAUUAAAAUAAGAAUUGUCCAGAAAACAAAUUUUGUUUCCAUAUCUUUUCCAACAAAGAAUCAUCAAAGUAAAUGUAUGUCUCCGUGAAAUCAUAGAAUUGUUUCAAUUAUGACAGUUGAAUUCAGCGAUUGUAGCGACACCAUUUAAAAACCAAUGGUUAAUGUGUGUGCGUGUGUGUAUCACAUCAAUUUAAAUCGAGUUUUUAAACGUAUCACAGCUUGUUGCUAGCAUUUGCUGUUUAAAAAAAACGAGUCAAUUGACAAAAGUUGAAUUUCAUCACUAAAAAGACUGAAAGUGCAAAGCGCGAAUCAUUCUUGACAUUAGUGGUUAGUUUAUAGUGUAGAUCUCGUAAAAAAUAUAAAAAGUAGAGUGAAAAAAUGUAAAAAUGGUACGAAAGUAUGAGAAUAAGGUGAAACCGAAGGCCAAACCGGCAAAAACGACACGAACAAGAAGAGGGAAAAAAGUGCUACAGCAUGUUAGUCCCCAAACUUCAAGUGCAUCGGAGCUCGAUUUCACACUGCCCGAAGGAAAUCAUCUCGAUUCAUUCGACCAAUUUCGAACGAGUAAUAUACAGGUUCUGAAAGAGAAACAAGUUUUGAAAAAAAAUGUGAGAGCAUCGUUCAAUCGUGACAGUAGUAUCGAAGUUGACUCGGAUGCCACUUGUUCGUCAUUUUCAAUGUCGAUAUCAAGUGUGGUGCCAGAAGAUAAUGAAAAUAUCGAUCCUAGCGUUACAAGCGACCAAAUUGCCUUCGUUGAAUCCAUCAAUUCGGAAAACAGUUUUCGCUUCAGCAAAAGUAUACGAAAACAAAGACAUUUGGAAAAGGCAAAAGCGAAAGCAAUUGAGCCAAAGAAGCCCACUCUAAAAGUAUCCGAUGUGAACAUAAAGAAUCCGGCAUUUUAUGUUUCGCCGAUUCGUAUUCGCGACCAUUUGUUGCGACACACAAACACCUCAACACCAGAGAGAUUUUUUGCCGAUUUGAAUAUGAGCAGCAUUCAUACCGUGAUGACUGACGAAUCCGCAGCGAAUCUGGUCGAGGCGGAGAAAUCGAAUCACAUAGAAAGGCUGGGUGAUUCAUUGGUUCGGCCGGCGUUUAUUGCCACGCGUCGGCCAAAGCCAAUAUUUACGGAGCCAAUCAGUCCGAUUGGGCGCAAACAAUCGCGAAAAACAGGUGACAAAGUUGUUGAAGAGGCAGCUGCAAUAAGCAACUUCAGUGCAAUGGAUAUGAGUAGUAUCGCCGAAUGGCAGGAAAAUGUGGAGAAUGACAAAAUGUGUACGACUGUGUCGGACGACAGUUUUGAGGUGGCAAAACCAAAACCAAAUCACGUUUCAAGCAUAGCCGAUACAUUUAAUCUGACUGAAAACAAACACGGGAAAUCAGAUGAUAAAAGAGACAAGACUGAAGAAUGUAGUUUAAUGAAUUCAUUUGAAUUGCCAAAGCCAAAAAGUCCCAAGGGAAAUGAUAGCUCCAGUUGGUUGGAUAAUACGGCAAAAAAACAGCCAUUCACUGUUAGCGUUGACGUUCAUCCGAGAGAACCAACGAUCGAAACGAUAUCGGUAUCAUCAACAUCCACCACAACAACCUUAUCAGCAUCUUCGCCAUCCACUACGACAGCAAAUCAGCCGCAACUUAUUGUUAAGCCCCACGUUGGUUUCGACGCCUCGAAUUCGGUUUAUGAAUUGAGCGUCGCUUCGCAACAUAACGUAUCUAGUCAAAAACUUGUGAUGAAAGGUGGCAAAUGGCGGCGAACCGUAUUUGAAUCGAGAAAGAACAAAGUAACUCAAUCACCAAGACGCACGCUUGACCGAAAAAGCAACCAACAGCCAAGACCGAACCACAUUCGACAGAGUCACGCCAAUGUACUUCGACGAAAGAGCAUUUUCAUCAAAGAUAUUCCCGAUCGAAAGACGAUCAACAACCGUGAGUCGCAGCGAAAGUCCAUUCAACAAACUGUUACUGUAUUGGAUGAAUCCGAUGUCGAUUCGAUUUGUUCAGUUGACUUUUCACCAAAAUCAACUCCAAUCAAUGUACUAUCGAAACUUCGAAGCAGCCGUUUGCAGCCAAUUGCCGAUAGCGUCGAUCUUGUCGCACACUAUCAACAAUCAGCGUUCAAUCUCAACACCGGUAGCCAACUAAGCCUAUGCGAUUCAUCGACAUCGUCGCUCGACUCGGUUGUUAAUGAAAUCGAGAAAUCAACUGCUAGCCUUCAACUUGGCUUCAACCGCGACGAGCUUAAGCUACAGCUAUUGAAACGAUGCAAACAAACCGAUGUCUUGCCAUUUGAUGAGAUUUAUUCAGCGAGCGUGUUGAAAAAGUGCCGAAAGAUUGGUGAAGGAGUUUUCGGCGAAGUGUUUCUCAAUGAAACAUCACCGCGAUCAUCAUAUGUGUUGAAAAUAAUACCGAUUGAAGGGACCGACGAGAUAAAUGGUGCACAGCAGAAGCGGUUUGAUGAGAUUUUGCAGGAGGUAAUCAUAUCGCAGGAGUUGAGUGGAUUGCGUCACGUCGACAAGAACCGUACAUCCGGUUUUGUUGAAGUGUUAAAUGUACGUUUGGUCGAGGGCCGUUAUCCAGCCCAUUUGCUUGACCUGUGGAACGAUUACGAUACACGUCAAAACACCGAAAACGAUUGCCCGGAUGUGUUUGGUGACGAUCAACUGUACGUUAUAUUCGAGCUAGCCAAUUGUGGCAGUGAUCUUGAGGCGCACGUAUUCAAAAAUGCUGAACAAUCAUACUCCGCUUUCAAACAGGUGGCAAUUUCGUUGGCAGUAGCUGAAUCAGAGUUUGAGUUUGAACAUCGUGACUUGCAUUGGGGUAAUGUGUUGGUGGCACCAACAACCGAAAAAUCGUUGACAUUUAAUUUGAAUGGUAAAUCGAUUGAAAUUCGUACGCAUGGUAUCAAAGCCACGAUCAUCGACUACACCCUAUCACGUCUUGUGUACAAAAAUUGUUGCCUUUACCAAGACCUUGCCGCUGAUCCAGAGCUCUUCGAUGCCACCGGAGAUUAUCAAUACGAUAUUUAUCGUUUGAUGCGCACUCAAACAUCCAACAAUUGGGCAUUCUAUGAACCAUUCACCAACGUACUCUGGCUUCACUAUACCAUUGAUAAAAUGAUCGGUGGUGUCAAUUAUACGGCGAAAAAAGGAGUUAAACAUCGUCAAGCCAUCGAUAAAAUGAUUGAGUUACGUGACGAAUUGUUGGACUAUCGAAGCGCUUCUGACUACAUUGAAACCAGCUACUGAAUCAACACCAUUGACGUAAUGCAAGAAAUGAAUCCAUUUUAUUGUUCAAAUUGAAAUUACAAGAAAAAAGUUCAGUCAAAUGUCUCUAACCUUAUAUAUUUAAACGAAACAAGAUAAGAUCACGCUCCAGCAAGUAAAAAAAAAAGAAGAAGUAAAUUUAACAAAGAGCUCUAAACACAAGAGAAAGAAUAUAUAUAUUUACAAGUGAACACUUAUUUAAACAUAUUGUAAUUCAAUUUAAUUUAUGAUUGUGAGAAUUUAAUUUCUAAUUUUUCUUGUUCUGCGAUUUAUGUUGUAAAUGUUUGUUUUUUCAUUGAAAAUUUCCUUUUGGCUUUGAAAUUUUUGCUUUUCUCCCUCUAAAAUAAAUCAUUUGUUUGUUCAAUUUUGUGUUUCUUCUUUCUAGUUCACUGUCGACAAAACAAAAAAACCGAUAAAGCAAAUAUAUAUUUAUUGCAUCAAAUGUUCAGAAUUAAGUCAAAAACAUGGAACUUAUGACACGUUGCAAUUGCUGCCGCGCCUUCAGAGAGGUGUACAGCAAAUGCAUCGCCGAAUUUGUUAGAAUUAUUCAAAUUAAAUUAACAGUAAAAUCAGAUUUUAAUCCAAAUGGUUCUCUUUUUAUUAAAGCAAAAUCGUUAAUAAUUAGACUACACAAUUGCUGUCUGCAUAAUCUAAUCAAAUAUAUCAACAAUGUUAUUGACAACACAGUAA